Messenger RNA from Trifolium pratense (red clover), 655 nucleotides. RefSeq names its product thioredoxin H-type-like. The transcript has 3 exons. The record is from RefSeq and is a predicted model, not a curated record. Gene Ontology annotation, molecular function: protein-disulfide reductase activity. The coding region runs from base 115 to 462 and encodes 115 amino acids. NCBI's taxonomy places the organism in Eukaryota, Viridiplantae, Streptophyta, Magnoliopsida, Fabales, Fabaceae.
AUAACUCAUAGGUGAUAAAAAAAAUUAUAAAAGUGCGGGGUCGUGAUUUGUAGUGCAUAUGCAAUAUAGUAUUCUCGUACAGGCUAAGCAAACAAGAUUCGAAGGAAGAGAAAAAUGGCAGCAGAAGAGGGACAAGUCAUCAGUGUUCAUACCGUUGAAUCAUGGAAGGAACAGAUCCAGAAGGGAAAUGACUCCAAAAAAUUGAUUGUGGUGGAUUUUACUGCUUCAUGGUGUGGUCCAUGCCGUUUUAUUUCACCAAUUCUAGCAGAUAUUGCUAAGAAGACACCUCAAGUCAUCUUCCUCAAGGUGGAUGUGGAUGAAUUGAAGAGUGUUGCUGAGGAAUGGUCUGUUGAGGCUAUGCCAACCUUCUUGUUCUUGAAAGAAGGUAAGGAAGUGGAAAAAGUAGUUGGUGCUAGGAAGGAAGAACUUCAAAUUGCUGUAACCAAGCAUGCAACUGCUUGAAGUAUCAUAUGAAAGAUCAUGAAUAAAUACAUUUAACAUUUUCGUGUCGGUUUUCAUGUUAUCACCAUGCUUGAAAAUAAAUUGUUGCCUUGGCCUACUUCAAAUGAUUGUUGACUAUAAGAUAUUUGUUGUAGCAUUAUGAUAUUUUGAUGAAAAUUCCAUGGUCCCUAUGGUUGAUGGCUUACAAUUAAAA